Molecule: messenger RNA, 555 nt
Organism: Mesitornis unicolor (brown roatelo)
Lineage: Eukaryota; Metazoa; Chordata; Aves; Mesitornithiformes; Mesitornithidae
Gene: MISO1
Product: chromosome unknown open reading frame, human C3orf33
Exons: 4
Source: RefSeq, a predicted model, not a curated record
AUGGCGGAGGGGCGUAGUGGGACAACAAAGUUCACAAGUGCUAUGGACAUACCUGUGGAGUUUGUAGAAAAGAACGUGAAGUUGCGGGGAAAAUUACACCAGGUAACUGACAAGGGCCUGGAAGUCGAACAUGUUCCAAUUAGCAUCCCUUUCAUCACGGCAAUGCAGAGGAAAUGGCGAUCACAGGGUUUGCUGCUGGUGAAGCUGGCAGGGGUGGAGAUGGCUCCUGGUGGUGUGGCCUGGCUGCAGCAGGAGGUGAAGCCCCGACAAGUGGUGUGGUUCCAGCUCCUGGGAAGGGAGGACUUGGCGCUUGAGUGCCUUGUUUUAGUGAAUAAGGGUCAGUUUCGCAGUCUGUGCUUAAAUGAAGAGAUCUUGAGCCGCGGGCUCGGCAGAACAGCACGAAUUGAGGGGCUGCAUCACGAGUCCCUCCUCUAUUGGAAACUUCACAAGAGCCUGCUUCGAGCAGAGCUAAAGGCCUUGAAGAAAAAGAAAGGAAUAUGGAAAGAAGAAAGCUACUCUGAAAGAAUUAGAGAUCAUAUAAGCAACAAUAAAUUU